Molecule: messenger RNA, 720 nt
Organism: Mytilus trossulus (common blue mussel)
Lineage: Eukaryota; Metazoa; Mollusca; Bivalvia; Mytilida; Mytilidae
Product: paired box protein Pax-6-like
Exons: 4
Coding region: 1-720 (239 amino acids)
Biological process (GO): regulation of transcription by RNA polymerase II
Molecular function (GO): DNA-binding transcription factor activity, RNA polymerase II-specific; RNA polymerase II cis-regulatory region sequence-specific DNA binding
Source: RefSeq, a predicted model, not a curated record
AUGGGUAGUGGAACAAUGACAGCCAAAUCAAAGCGUCAAAGAACUAAAUAUACCAAGGAACAGCUUGAAGCUUUGGAGAGAGUGUUUAUCUCUAACCAGUACCCAGAUUCUCUCACUACAGACGAAUUAGCUGAUCAGUUAGAAAUCUCAAAUGAAAAGGUGUCUAUCUGGUUUCAAAACAGAAGAUCUAAGUUUAAAAGACAAUACAAGGAUUCACAAGUUACAUGGAUGAGAAAUCAGAUGUAUGACCAAGAAAACAGACCGCCAGUUUUAACCAUCCCAAGUGAACCGAGACGACCAAUGAAGCCAACAUCUGAUAUUUUAGGAAGACCACAUGUGUUAACAGUCUCGACAGCAAAUCACCAACACACCGUUGAUAAUAAGAAACCAGUUUCAAACUUACACUACAAGCCAAAUGCUGACGUACUGUCCACACCUUUACCAUGGGAGCAUAACUUUGGAUACACAACUCCAUCACCACCGUUUGACUAUUCGUCUUGUGCAAAUGACAUUUUGAAAGACUGUAGUGUGAACCCAGCAUCAACAAGACCUGACUAUCCAAUCGAUAUACAGUACCGCGGUCAUGUGACUCCCCCUGGUUUCUGGUCACCAUACGUGACAAGUUCUAUUCAACCAGCACCUGUUCGAUCAUGCAUGUUUUCUAACUAUCCAUUUUUUCCGCAAACGCAAGUGACCAAUCAGCAGUUGACUUUAUUAUAA